GUGCAGGAGUCCCUCCCCAGCUUCGGAUUCUUUUUCUCUUCGCUGCCCGGAAAAGGACAUAUUCUAACCUUGUUUCCGCGCCAGCACCCCAGACUCGAAGCCGGCGGGGAUCGACUCGCUCUCGUUUGACGUGCACGGUCUCGGACUCCCCUCGCCAGCCCUCUUGUCAGUCUCCUGCCACCUCUCCUCCUCCCCCUCCUCGUCGCUGACAGCCAUGUACAGGCACACCCCGCACUCGUCCGACGCGGAGACGGAUUACAGCCACGAGCGGCGCAUGUCCAGUUCCGCCGCGUCCGACUGCAGUCUCCACUCCCGCCCCGAAAAGCGUUCGUUUGACUACUCCCCCUCCGCCUCCCCCGUCCCCAAGAAGACGCGCUCCGAGCUCGCCGCAGAGCCCCACUCCUGGUCACCACAGCCCACCGCCACCACCACCACCCUCGCCACCGUCGACGACGACGCCCGCAGCGAGCUCAGCGGCAACAGCCCCCGGGUCCAGCUUCCCAGCAUCGCGUCUGCCUUCCAGGACCGCCACGAGUUCCGUCGUGCUUCCCUGCCCUCGACGCUCCACGACUCGACGGGAUCAAAUCGCCUCCGGCUGCCCACCCCGACCUCGUCUCUCCACCGCAGCUCCCAGUCCCACUCGGGCCUCUCGUCGUACCAGUUCCCGUCGCCGUCGGACGCCGAUCACGCCCACGAGGACACCCGUCGGCCCCGUCUCACCGCCGACACCCAGAUCCCGCUCUAUCCAGGGGACUAUUCGGUCCCGAGCAGUGCCUUUUCGGGCUCAUUUUCCGGCAACUCACCGCUCUCGGGCGCGACUUCCGUUUCUGACGAAAGUUGGGCGCCAGGCAUCGUCCGCCCCGCCUCCACGCCGAACCGGGUCCACACAGCCGCCGGGUCUCCGAGCCUCAAGUACAGCGACGACCGCCAGGGCAGCGCACAGGCUCUCUACGGCGGCGUCACACGCAUCGCCGGCCAGCAUCACCACGCUUCCGCCCCCACCGACCGUCCGAGGCCGCUCGUCAAGACCGAAGGUGACUGGGCCGCGUUCGGCUCUUCCGACUACGCCUCCAUGUCGUCUGUGAACGCCCCCAGCGGGCUCGUGAGUGCGGGCGCGCCCGCGAUCAACGUCAACGGCUCGCCGACGCGCUCGCCCCAGCAGCAGCACCAGCAGCAGGCCCCGCCGCCGAGCCUCGUCGAGCGGCCGCCGCGCAAGCGGGGCAAGCUGCCCAAGCCUGUCACGGACUACCUCAAGGACUGGCUCCACCGCCACUCGGACCACCCGUAUCCGAGCGAGGAGGAGAAGAAGGCGUUGUGCAACGCCACAGGCCUCAGCAUGUCCCAGGUGUCCAACUGGAUGAUCAACGCACGCCGCCGCAUCCUCGCGCCCGCACGCGUGGCCGCAGGGCCGCAGACGAACCUCCCGUACGCGACGCCGGCGCGGCCGAGCCUGCUCGACGGCGGGCGCCGCGCGUCGAUGCCCGCCGACGGGCUGACGCUCUACCACCCGAUGUCGCUGCAGUCGCUGCCCGAGUACGCGCUCGGGAGCAGCACGCGGCACAUGGUCGGCAUGACGCGGAGCAUGAGCAGCAGCCACGCCUCGGCGGGCGCGCUGGGCGCGUCGUCGGGCGGCGCGCAGCACCACCACCACCACCACCAUCCGUACGCGCUCGACGCGAGCUACACGCGGCUGCCGUAUGGCGCGGGCGGCGCGCUGCACCCGUCGGCGCACGUCGGCGGGACGGGCACGGGCGGCGGCGGCGGCGGACAGCAGAGCUACCUCGGCGUGCCGCUGAGCGCGCCCGCGAGCAUGGGCGGCGGGAGCCCGUUUGGGAGCCAGAGCGCGAUGUACCAGGGCAGCUACAGCCGCGUGUCGUCUGAGGGCGGCAACGGCGGCGCGGCGCAGGGGCACCAGCAGCAGCACCAUCAACAGCACCAGCAGCAGCAGCAGCAUCAUCAGCAGCACCAUCAGCAGCAGCACCAGCAGCAGUACGCGUUCCCCGAUCACGGGCACUCGGUCUCGCCCCAGCCGGGGUCGGGAUACACGACGCCGCACUAG
Phanerochaete carnosa HHB-10118-sp is the source of this 2059-nucleotide messenger RNA. RefSeq lists its product as uncharacterized. The transcript is spliced from 2 exons. The coding region runs from base 215 to 2059 and encodes 614 amino acids. Gene Ontology annotation, biological process: regulation of transcription by RNA polymerase II. Gene Ontology annotation, molecular function: RNA polymerase II cis-regulatory region sequence-specific DNA binding; DNA-binding transcription factor activity, RNA polymerase II-specific. Lineage: Eukaryota; Fungi; Basidiomycota; Agaricomycetes; Polyporales; Phanerochaetaceae. The record is from RefSeq and is a predicted model, not a curated record.